This is a messenger RNA of Acomys russatus (golden spiny mouse), 366 nucleotides long. Its product is annotated as 40S ribosomal protein S10-like. Gene Ontology annotation, molecular function: structural constituent of ribosome; RNA binding. NCBI's taxonomy places the organism in Eukaryota, Metazoa, Chordata, Mammalia, Rodentia, Muridae. The record is from RefSeq and is a predicted model, not a curated record. Gene Ontology annotation, cellular component: cytosolic small ribosomal subunit. The transcript has a single exon. Bases 1 to 366 code for a protein of 121 amino acids.
AUGGUUGCCAAGAAAGAUGUUCAUAUGCCCAAACACCCAAAGCUGGCAGACAAGAAUGUGCCCAACCUUCAAGUUAGGAAGGCCAUGAAGUCUCUCAAGUCUCAAGGCUACAUGAAGGAACAGUUUGCCUGGAGACGUUUCUAUUGGUACCUUACGAAUGAGGUCAUCCACUGUCUCCGAGGUUUCCUCCAGCCAUCUCUAGAGAUCACGCUGGCCACUCUGCACUGCAGCCAUCCUGAGACUAGCAGGCCUUGGCCCAAAGGUCCAGAGGGUGAAUCACCAGCAAGAUUCACAGAGACACCUACUGAAAGAGUGCUGUGGCCCCCUGCUGCUGACAAGAAAGCCAAGGCUGGGGCUCCAGUUUAG